This is a messenger RNA of Linum tenue, 1024 nucleotides long. The record is from the annotation of a GenBank genome assembly. Lineage: Eukaryota; Viridiplantae; Streptophyta; Magnoliopsida; Malpighiales; Linaceae.
UAUGAAUUGAAGAGGGAAAAGAAACAACCCAAAACAAAGCAAAGCCGAAUCCUCCGUCUCGGUGGUGCCAAAUCAAACGAACAUUUGAUUUCACUCUCUUUCCCACGCUUUCUCACUCCCAGUGGCGGAACGCGGCGGCCGAGCCGGAGUCGGACGAUCAUGAGUUACCGGAGUUUUCAGAGCCGCAGCAGGGAGAUUCGUUCUUCGAGAUCAGCUCUCUUCGAUGAUGGACUCGAGGAAGGCGGGUUGAGGGCUUCCGUUUCGUUUUCUUCGGAGAUCAAGGAGCACGACAACGAUGCGGCGGUGGAUACUCUGCAGGACAGAGUUAGCUUCCUCAAGAGAAUAACUGGUGAUAUACACGAGGAAGUAGAGAGUCACAACCGUCUGCUAGAUCGAAUGGGUAAUGGCAUGGACGUUUCAAGGGGGGUAAUGUCUGGAACCAUGGAUCGAUUCAAAGCGGUAUUUGAGAAGAAAUCCAGUCGAAGAACUUGUGCUCUUGCUGGGACCUUUGUGCUCUCAUUUCUCGCUGUAUAUUACCUCUUAAGGGUCCUUGGAUUCUUUAUAUAACCCAUGAAAGGGAAACCCUUCAAUCAAUGGAUUGAAGUCGGGCUUAUAGUUGCAGUUGCAGAAUCAAAGCUCCAUCCUUCUGGCUUUGAACCUCGCUCGGGAGCGUGUUACCCAUAUCGAAUACAAACAUGACACUGCCCGUGUCCAACAAUAUAUAGAAAGCUCAUUGUUGUACUGUAUGUAGAAACAUUGAUAGAAGUUUACUUCAAAUAUCUAUCAAAGAUUCAAGGCCUUCCUGACUGUCUGGUAAAUGUUGACGAUUGGUCUUUUUUCUUUUUCUUUAUGGGAGAGGAAAGUUGGAAAACUGGGAAAUUUUGUGUAUCAUUUAGUCAUUUACCUUUUUGACGUCCGGAACCGACAUAUUCGUUGGCCGGCAGAUGGCUGUCAGCCUGUCAGUUUAAGAUAUUGAAUUGAGUUAAUGGCCAUGUGCCCCCUAAACUAUGGGUCUUUUCCUAAA